Molecule: messenger RNA, 2442 nt
Organism: Onthophagus taurus
Lineage: Eukaryota; Metazoa; Arthropoda; Insecta; Coleoptera; Scarabaeidae
Gene: side-II
Product: sidestep II transmembrane protein
Molecular function (GO): protein binding
Source: RefSeq, a predicted model, not a curated record
UUUGUUGCAGUUGUUGUGGCACAAGAUGUACAAGCGGUCGAAGGAAAAAGUGUUAGUUUACCAUGCGAAGUUACACCACCAGGUCACGAUAAGGUCUAUAUGGUUUUUUGGUUUCAAUACGGUUCUGGAAUUCCGAUAUACAGUUUUGAUGUACGCGGUAAGCCGAUUUCGCAAGCACGCCAUUGGUCUGCACCGGAAGUGUUUGGAUCGAGGGCCUACUUCAACACUGUGUCGGAACCGGCGCAACUCGUCAUCAACGACAUCCGGCGUCACGAUGAGGGCGUCUACCGCUGUCGUGUCGACUUCCGAAACGCACAGACUCGCAGCUUCCGUUAUAACUUGACCGUUAUAGUUCCGCCGGAACAACCAACGAUUUUGGAUAAAUGGGGGAGACAAUUAAAUGGAUCGGUUGGACCACACCGCGAAGGCGAUGAUAUAACAUUAACCUGUAGGACUGUUGGUGGUCACCCCGAACCGGUUGUAAGAUGGUUAGUAAACGGUUUAAUCGUCGACGAUCAGUAUGAAUACAACGCCGGCGAUGUCAUUGAAAAUCGAUUGGUGUGGCCUUCGGUUUCAAGAAAUCAUUUAGACGCUUUAUUUACUUGCCAAGCCGUUAAUACAAAACUAACAGAACCGAAAGAAGCUGUGGUUAUUUUAAAUUUACAACUAAAGCCUCUGACGGCUCAGAUCCUGAACACCGUAAGCCCUUUGGUGGCUGAGAAAAGAUACGAAGUGACCUGCGAGUCGGCUGGAUCUCGCCCUCCUGCUAUUAUCACUUGGUACAAGGGGAAGAGGCAGCUGAAAAGAGCCAAGGACGAGGUCCGGGAGAACGUAACAAUAAGCGAGCUGAACUUUGUUCCCUCGACGGAGGACGAUGGAAAAUCCAUAACGUGCAGGGCAGAAAACCCGGACGUCAACGGCCUGUACAUGGAAACUUCAUGGAAAAUAGACGUUGUCUACCCGCCGAUAGUGUCUUUACAACUUGGAAGUACACUCAAUGCAGACGACAUUAAGGAGGGGGAUGAUGUUUACUUUGAAUGCCAUGUUCGCGCGAAUCCCCAAUGGAGAAAGUUAACAUGGCUUCACGAUGGUAUCAUUUUAAAUCAUAACAUGUCCGCCAGGAUCAUAAGAAGCAAUCAGAGUCUCGUCCUUCAACGUGUUACGAGACAAAGUGCAGGGAGAUACGUUUGUUCUGUAGUGAACGCUGAGGGAGAAACACUCAGCAACGAACUGGCAUUUCGUGUUCAAUAUGCCCCGAUUUGCAGACAAGACCGCAUUGUGGUCCUCGGAGCGUCGAGAGGAGAAAACAUUGACGUCGUCUGCGAGAUCGAAGCGGAUCCUCCGGCAAAAACCUACAGGUGGAAGUUCAACAACUCCGGAGAAACGCUCGAUGUCGACGCCGAAAGAUUUGCGAAAACAAGCAACGGAUCUAUGAGUAUAUUACGAUACACACCAGUCCAUGAAAUGGAUUAUGGAUUGUUAUCUUGUUGGGCUUCCAAUUCAGUUGGACAUCAAAUAAAUCCUUGUGUUUUUCAAGUUGUAGCAGCAGGUAAACCGUUUCCGGUACGCAAUUGUUCACUGUCCAACCAAACGAGCAGCUCCGUGGAAGUCCUGUGCCUUCCCGGUUUCGAUGGAGGCCUCACCCAACAUUUCCUACUCGAAUUAUACUCAACGAAUUCCGCGGUACCAAGAUAUAAUAUGACUUCAACGAAAGAACCGUACUUUUUUUUGGAUAAUUUGGAGCCGGACGUCACUUUUAGGAUCGCGGUAUUUGCAAUCAACGCAAAAGGACGCAGCAACGGGGUUAUCUUAGAAGAAGUCACUUUUCGGGACGCCGAGAAACGAACAGCCAGCGACGGCGACAUUUCCAUCUCACCGCUUUUGGGGAUCGUUCUCGGAGCUGCUUUCACGGUUAUAACAAUCGUUAUGUUAAUCAUAAUCCGAGUGAGAAGAAAUCAAGGACCACCCGAAGUUAAUUUGGAACAAAAAAGUAUCGGCGGUUCAACUCAACACACUCUUUCAUCAACGAAACCUUUACUAAGAAGUGCAUCACCUAGAGAACUUUCUGAUGAAAGAGACCCCGAUAUAAUUCCGGCUAAAUAUGGUUCACCCGAUGGGGAAAGUGAUCGACAAAUGGGAAAUGGCCCAUCUACUUUACCCAUUUCAAAAAUGACGUCUUCCUGUAGUUACUCCCAAGUCGGUAUUGCCCAACCCCAAUGGGUUAGUCCAGCUGCAGCACCUGUUAUGGAUUCAUUGUAUCACCAAUAUAAUAAUCCCGUAGCGAUGGUGGGCACAUUUCCAAGGGAUUCAAGGCCAAAAGACCUUCGCCUGGGCAACGGAAACUCAUCAACUCUACAAAGAACAACGGAUAUGGAAUUAAACGGUCUCGCAAUUAAAGAAAGAUUGAUGGCGAAUCGACUGCCUGAAAGUUGUGUUUAAAAA